AUGACGACGAUGCUCCCGUCCAGAGGCAUUGCCCUCGUCGGCGCCCCGGACGGCGACAUCGGAGACCGACCGCCGCCGGUGCAGGCCAUGCAGGUGGAAAUGACACAGGACAUUGUCGACGAGCUCCUCGAGAGCAUGCGGAGCGGGAAACCGCCGCAGAUACUCUUCGGCCGGACUCCUCAACUGAAAUACGGCGACAAGACCCACGUGCUGCAGAGCAGUCCCGAGACGCACACAUACGAACUGUACAAACCCAGCGGGACUGGCAGUGACGAUGCCCUAGAAUUCGCCGCCGUGAUCAACCACAACCUCAUCGUACAGGAGGCAGCAGACGUGACUGCAGGCGUCGACUCGGCGCUGGCCACUCUCAAGAGUAGCAUGGCUGCGAUUUCAGAGUUCAAGGAAGCCAACAAGACUAUCGUCGGCGAUGCCACUCCUGUCCGCACUCCUGGCCACCGCCGGUACCCUUCGACAGGGUUCAAACCCGUGCACCUUGCUCCCUCCAAGGUCGGCUCACCGCUACCGAGCAUGCCUGCUUCCCCCAUGCACAAGCGUCCUCCCACGUCUCAGCCGAGCGGUACUCACGAGGCUGUUGUUGCGGCUCUCCGCGUGCCCGUCAUUCAUCUCCUCGCCCGCGAGCCUGCUUCCGAGGCUUCCCUUGCCAAGACAUGUCGCACAUGUACUGCCACCCUGAAGGAGCUCCUCCCCAAAAUUGCCAAACGAUCGACACAAGACUCGGACAAGUGGCAGCUGACUGACAAGUCGUUUCGUGACAUCAACCCCUACAGGUUUCCCUACUCGACGUCGGAGGAGCGUGACCAGGCCAUCGAGGGUGCAAUCAAGUCGUUUGAUCGCCUUCGAUUGGCAAAGGAAGACAAGCUUUGGCAGAUCCUGCUGCCACGUGAACAGCGAGGACAAGGCAUAUGCUUGUCGCGCUCAAAGGUCAAGGCUCUGGAGGCCAAACCAAAAGCCUCGACUCCCUUGCACAAGAUGUCGGAUUUCACGAAGAAAAAGCCUGCUGCGAAGAAGGUCGAUGACAAGCCCACGGAGAGGAAGGUCGAUGGCGAGAAGAAAUUUAAGCAAGUCAAGGAGAAGGAGCUCAAGCCGCCGAAGGAGGGUGCUGCAAGCAAGCUGAGCAAAGCGGCGAAAGACAAGCUACUGGGCGCAGACAAGCCAGCUACAAAGGAGGUGAAGGACGAUAUUGCAAAGGCGACCACGCCCACUCCGGUUCCAGCCUUCACUUCCGACAUCAAAGCUGCCCCUCGCCCAACUCCACCCACCGAGGCUUCCAAAGUCCGUACCAAGAAGGUCUACGCGUCUCAAGUCAAUUCUUCUAACUCGACACCACGCGCAAAGCCCAAGAUGGCCGUACCGCGCGACUCGUACCAACAUCGGCCUGUCAAGCCUAUAUAUAACACCAAACCCAAGAACCCUUCUCCUCUUUCGGCUUCACCCCCAGUCAACGCCAGCGACUUCGAGGAUAGCCACCCAGUCCAUAAGGCUCUCGCGGCAGCAGCUUCGCCUGUCAAGUCAUCGUACGGCAACUCCGACCGAUCGCUGAAGCGCAAGGCAAACGAUAUUGACAGCGACGUUCACAACCACAACCUCGCCGUGAAGAAGCCCAAUGCCGAACGCGCAACACCCAACCAUACCCCUUCACAUGCCAACGGCAGGUUCAACGGCUCUACUCCUUCGAGCAACGGCUCUCUCAAGCGCAAGUCUGACGACUCCUCCACAUCUAACACACCUAUCACCGCUCCUAAGGUCCGCAAAGUCACCAGCAUCAAUGUCGGUCUUGCCUCCCGCUACAACAACAAAUCUCACCCUUCCCCCGGCGACUCAUCAUCUUCGACCACAUCACCUACCAUCCCAAACCUGAGUUUCCGCCAGACAGUCGAGCUGUCUCAAAAGUUCCAAAAGUAUUACACCAAGUACGAAGAGUUAUAUUGGAGGUUGACCGAGGCCGCGUCUCCGCCAACCGAAGCACAGAGAAACGAUCUACUCAAGAUGCACAAGAAGCUUGAAGAGAUGAAGAGGGAGAUCAAGGCCGGCGCUAGGGUGCAGCGCUGA
Molecule: messenger RNA, 2070 nt
Organism: Didymella exigua CBS 183.55
Lineage: Eukaryota; Fungi; Ascomycota; Dothideomycetes; Pleosporales; Didymellaceae
Exons: 3
Coding region: 1-2070 (689 amino acids)
Source: RefSeq, a predicted model, not a curated record